Molecule: messenger RNA, 3261 nt
Organism: Passer montanus (Eurasian tree sparrow)
Lineage: Eukaryota; Metazoa; Chordata; Aves; Passeriformes; Passeridae
Gene: THAP5
Product: THAP domain containing 5
Exons: 3
Coding region: 179-1258 (359 amino acids)
Cellular component (GO): nucleus
Source: RefSeq, a predicted model, not a curated record
CCGGCCCGCGGUGCCGCCAUGCCGCGGUACUGCGCCGCCACCCGCUGCAAGAACCGCGGCGGCCAGAGCGCCAAGGACCAACGCAAGCUCAGCUUCUACCCGUGAGUGGCCGCGGAGCGGGGCAGGGUCUGGAUUCCCACUUCAUGAUAAAGAGAGACUUGAGAAAUGGUUGCGGAAUAUGAAGCGAGAUUCAUGGACUCCAAGUAAGCACCAGCUCCUCUGCAGUGACCACUUUACCCCCGAUUCCCUGGAUGUGCGGUGGGGGAUACGGUACUUGAAAAAUACUGCUGUGCCAACUAUUUUCUCUUCCUCAGAUGAUGAGGAAAAAGAUUCUUCUCAGAACAGUUCGCAGCAGGUACAGAAAAAAGACCAAGAAGAAACAAAUGUUGUGUCAGAGAAAGUAUCUGUACCACUUGAACUUUGUACACCAAAGAAUUCUGUAAUUGCACGAAAUGUAGAGGAAAAAGCAGAAGUGGUUUACUCAACUGCACUGAGUGAACCUUUGCAAAUUCAAAACCUGCAGUUUCCAUAUGAAGGUGGCUUCCAGGCAGACAGUGCCGUUCUUGCUAGUUCAUCUAAGCAGUACGUGCAUCAGCCUAAUCCUAUUCUAAUGACAGCAGCAGUCCAGAGCGUGGAGGCUACCAGUGUUCAUACUUCUGUAGAGGAUUCAGGAGGUUGUACAGCUACAGUCCUGCAAUUUACAGACCCUGAGUACUUGAAUUCAUCUCUGAAACUGAACAGUGCUUUAGGGUCGGUUACUGACUAUGCAGUUGAAAAUUCUGUCCCUCACGUGGUCUGUUCUGGUGAAGCGCAGACAAGUGAAGAUGCGGUUUUACUGAGUACACUCACACAAACUAUUGAACAGUUCAGUGGAAGUGAAGAGUCUGUAAUUGCUAUUAUAAUGCCAGCUGAGAGUCCAGAAGAGCCUGAAAGAGUAAAUACUUCUUUCCUGCCUGUUAAGGAAGAGUUUCUUGACAUAGAGGAGACAGAAGUGAUUGAACAUGACGGAAAUGAAAUACUGCAGACUGAGCAUUCAUACUGCAGACAAGACAUAGACAGAGAUCACCUUUGGAAAAAAAUUUCAAAACUCCACUCUAAGGUAACUUUACUUGAAAUGCAAGAGGUAAAAACUUUGGGAAGACUCAGGUCCUUGGAAGCUCUUAUUAGACAAUUGAAGCAAGAAAACCUGCUUUCUGAAGAAAAGCUCAAGUUGGUAGAAAACUACUUUACAACACUUGAAGUGACUAUGAUACAGUAAAGGCUUUCAGUUGAUGGUUCUCGAAUAUCUUUUUAACCUCUUUGACUGUACUUUUGGACAAAUUAACUUUUUUCCAGUUGUGGUGUUUUAAACAUCUAAUGAAAAUCAUGUGAAUAGCAUUCUUUAAAAUGUAACAUCAAACAAAGCUAAGUGGUAGAAUGUUGUCUAUAAAACAUGACAGGCAGGUAAAAUUUAAAAAAAAAAAACCUGAAUUGGGCGAAUUUUCUUAAAUAUGUGAAUCAAGACAGUAAAAGAUAAUUUAACCCUUUCUUAGCUGCAGGCUUCUCUGAAACAUGCAAUGCCUGCGCUGGGGACAGCAGUAGAAUGGACAGAAUAAGCAUAUAGGAUGAAGCAUAUAUGAUAGCAUAUAUACCUACAUAUAUGCAUUGUCCAGUGAGGUCAAAAUUGCUCUUCAGUUUCCUGCUCACCUAACAUUUGUUCUGAUAGUUUUUUGUACACUUUGAUCUUAUUAAAAUUGUUUCUGCAUAAAGGGUGUUUAUUUUGUUUCUAGAAACAAAAAUUCUCAUAAGAAUAUGGUUCCAGUGGACAGGCGCACAUCUCAUUUUUAAUUUUUUUUGUUAUGAUUCAGCUCAAGUGGAAAGCAAUCUUAAUCACAGAUGUAUUUGCUAGUUAGUAAAAGGGCAAGCUCUAUUUAGUGAAUGCUGUCUGCAUUGAUUCUGUUACAGCAUACAGCUUGGCAAUGCAUAUACCCUUAAUAAUACACCGAAGGAAACUGUUCUGCAGAGCAGGUUGCUAGUGAAAGUACCAGAAUUUUACUUUGCAAGAAACAGAAUUACAAAACGAGAAAUUUACUCCCUUUUCCUGAUUUUAUUAACUAUUUCUAAUGCAUGGGUUAUCACUAUAGUAAACACAUACUAUAAUUCAUUUCAAGGAAAAUUAAUUUGCUUAAAUACUUUCUCCUUAUUCUGUCAGAGUGCCUUGCUGUAUGCUCCAGUACAGUGAAAAAGUCCUAGAUCUUCUGAUUCCUGACUUGACAUCAUGGCUGUGCUAGGUGAUCCUUGUCACACCCCUUCCGGCUGAACUUUUCUAGUGUAUUAUAUUCCACAACCAUUAGAUUGCUUGAGAAUGUGUUUUUCAUUAUUCGAAAUGGUUCAUCCCCACCACCACAAGUUCAGUCUAGGAUUGAAGCAGAUGGGUUCCUUUUCAAUGUUAUUUAGAAAAGUCUUGUACAUGCUUUCUAAGCUGUUCUUUUAAUCUUUUCAUAAGGAAUUGAGAAUCAGUUUACACUGGCUACAAAGCCAGCCUCCAACUAGAAAAUAAGUUCCAAUUUCAAAAUGUUUGAGACUUGAAACAUCCUAAAGGGCAGAAGUUGGGUUGCUCAAGCACAGUGCUGUAGGAGGUUAGUCUGCAUUAGUAAUCACUGGAUUAGGCUUGCUUUGUCCUGCAACUUGUUAACUUCUUUCAGACUUGAAGCACAGGCUGUGCUUGGUAAAAUUGCUAAAGGACAAAGGUCACUUACAAUAUGGUGAGUUAUUUACCAUGUCUCUGACUCACUCAUUUUGCCCUCCCUGGAACAAGAGAACAUUCCUGUUCUGCCUUGUCUGUUAUGAAAUCACAAGGGCUGUUAUGUAUACUGUAGAAACAUUGCUGCCAUAUCUGAUCCUGUCUUGGGAGCAUUGUCCAGGUGGCCUCUCUGAACUGCACAUUUUGUAAUGUUUUACAAAGUAAGAGAUCUUUAAAAGUUAUUACAAAAUGCUAUAUGAAAUUGCUAAAUGAUUUGGCAAUUUUAGAAGUCGCAUGAAUGUACUACAAAUCCUUUGCUGAUGCUGUAUAUUUUAAGACUGACAACCCAUUUCAAAAGUUUACAGUAGUCCUUGAAUGGCAGUGAGAACUCAGACAUGGCAAAAGAAUAGCAACACCAUAAGCUUUUGUCUUAGCAAAGUUCUAUUCCCUCCAAAAUUUGUGAGGUUUAACAUGGGAUUUGCAUUGCUGAUACAUUUUUGCUUUUACUAAGACUUACAGUAUUAAAAUUAAGAAUAUUG